AUGGGGAAGAUGGUUGCGGUGAGUGGGAGUCAGAAAGUCCAGGAUGUGGGUUUCAGGCCCUUGUGGGCCCUCCUGUGUGUCUACAUCACUCUCCAGGCCAGAGCGACACCCAUGCCUCAGAGCACCACAGCUGCCAGUGCCUCCGCUGGCAUCACACAGGACCCCCUCUCUUUGCCCACAACAGUCCCAGCAGCUAAGCUGUGCCCAGCAGUGGAAGUGACCUGGUCAGAAAUUGAAGUACCACUGAAUGGAAUGCUACUGUCCUGCACCGGCUGCAGUCGCUUCCCCUUCAGCAUUCUCUACUGGAGCUCCCAGGCCAGCUGCGGGAGGGCCCCCUCAGGUGAGAGAGGAAGCAACAGUGAGGCCUGUGGCUGGGAGCACAGGCGUACAAACACCUGGCUGUGGAGGGCCUUGGUGCUGGAGGAGCUGAGCCCUGCCCUAUGCAGCACCAACUUCUGUGUUCUCGUGGAUCCCGCACAGAUUGCCCAGCAUCAUGUCAUUCUGUCCCAGCUCUGGGCUGAACCGAAGACAACUCUGCCUCCCACUCAAGAAACCCUGCCUUCCAGUCACCACCCAAGCCCACAAUGGCUGAGCCCUGCCCCACGCAGCCAGCAGAGCUUCAUCAGGGAACCUAAAAAGAAGCAGGCCCAUCGAGCUUCUCAGAGGGAGAGCCAAGAAAUGGCUUAUGGGCAAGCACUCAGGGAAGGGAUCUGA
Elephantulus edwardii (Cape elephant shrew) is the source of this 714-nucleotide messenger RNA. It is a transcript of the gene IL18BP, whose product is annotated as interleukin 18 binding protein. NCBI's taxonomy places the organism in Eukaryota, Metazoa, Chordata, Mammalia, Macroscelidea, Macroscelididae. The record is from RefSeq and is a predicted model, not a curated record. Gene Ontology annotation, biological process: T-helper 1 type immune response. Gene Ontology annotation, molecular function: interleukin-18 binding.